Molecule: messenger RNA, 649 nt
Organism: Phragmites australis (common reed)
Lineage: Eukaryota; Viridiplantae; Streptophyta; Magnoliopsida; Poales; Poaceae
Product: proline-rich receptor-like protein kinase PERK8
Exons: 2
Coding region: 181-537 (118 amino acids)
Source: RefSeq, a predicted model, not a curated record
CUUCAUAUGAGAUGAACGCACGCCUUCCUCGCUCUUCGGUUCGCCCAGGCUGGUAGCAGGGUGACCGACGGCCCGGUCAUGAGAUACUGGCAUCUAACUCAUGCAUAAAUACCCCUUACAAGCAGCCAGUCUGGAUCGGAGGCAGCGAAAGUUUACACUUUUCAGCUUGUGUUCUGCAGAAUGGCGCUUGUUUUCUUGAGGACACAACGGUGGGGUUUGCGCACCUGCAAGAUGGCAUUUGUUAGCAGCUACACCGCCGCCCCCGCCGUUCCGCCGGCCGCUGCAGCCGGCGAUCCUCCUGCCGCGACGACCGUUAAGCCUCCAGCCGCUCCAAGCAGCGAUCCUCCAGCUGAUACAGCCGUUAGGUCUCCGACCACUCCAUGCAGCGAUAACCCUCCAAAUGCUCCGGCCGUUAAGCCUCCAGCCGAUGCACCCCGUGGCUGUCGUCCAUAUGCUCCACAAGGUCCGCCGGGUCAUGGAAGUGAUGGGAAGCCCCAGCCGCGGCCCAACUCUACACCGGAACUUCCGGACCCAUAAUGAUGUGACCUGUGAGUAGCGAGAAUCACGAGCGGUUAUUGGGAUCCAAUCCCGAUGUUGUUCCGAGAAAUUUCCCAGUCGGGAACAAAUAAAAUUUCAGCUUUGGAUUUAA